Molecule: messenger RNA, 963 nt
Organism: Aplysia californica (California sea hare)
Lineage: Eukaryota; Metazoa; Mollusca; Gastropoda; Aplysiida; Aplysiidae
Product: chymotrypsin-like elastase family member 2A
Exons: 7
Coding region: 1-963 (320 amino acids)
Biological process (GO): proteolysis
Molecular function (GO): serine-type endopeptidase activity
Source: RefSeq, a predicted model, not a curated record
AUGUUGCACAAGGAUCCCAGGGACACGUGCUGCUUGUUCGGGGGCAGGUGCCGUCGAGGAUGCACGGUGUCCGAGGUUCAGUUUGGCGUGCAGACAGACUGCCGCGGCACUGCCACUCCGAGGUGCUGCAUCAACGCCGGCCCUGCAAGACCGGCCGCUGUGACUACAACGACAGCCAGACCCCCGCCACUAUCUGUGGCACAGAGGCAAGGACAAUGUGGCGCCAAUCCAGUCAUCCAGCCGCGCGUGGUGGGCGGUGCCCCCGUUUCCCCUGGAAACUGGCCCUGGAUGGUGCGCUUCGUCUUCACCACAAACGCGCCCCAGGGCACGUGUGCCGGAGUGCUGGUGGAUGAUGACACUGUCAUCACAGUGGCUCACUGCGUCGUCGGGGUCCAGCCGAGCCAGAUGCGAGUGUUUGUAGGAGACGUGAACGUUGCGGCCUUUGACCCUGACGAGGAGCUGGUGAAUGUUCUCAGCGUGGAGCUCAACGGGAACUACAGGCGUGGUGUCAGGGGCAACGACUUUGCCGUGGUAAAACUUACUCGUCGCAUCACGUUCACAAACAACAAGCUGCCUGCUUGUCUGCCAGACCCCGCCACACCCGUGAACCUGGGGGCCCAGUGUUUUGUGGCGGGCUGGGGCGUGGAUGAAACUGGACAGGUGAGCCAGGUUCUCCGAGCGGCCCGUGUCCAGCAGAUGGACACCACGGUGUGUAGUGCUAUCCUAAGUGCAGUGAGCGGUAACCCAACAAGCACAGUUGUCCCCCAGGACGUCCUCUGUACAGACCCGACACAGACCCAGGCCGGUGCCUGUCUGUACGACGAUGGUGGAAUGUUGGCGUGCCCAGACAGAAACGGCCGCUACACCCUAGAGGGACUGGUGUCCGAGUAUUCCUGUGGCAACGUGCCCACUGUCUACACCAGGGUGUCAAACUACACCGAAGCCAUCCUUGCCAGACUAUAA